AUGGGACUCAUCGGAAAGACAUCGCACGUGGAUCCCGCGGAGCAGACUCGCGACUCGGAAGAUGCUGAGCACAAGGGCGCCGCCGAGCACAUCAAGCAUCCUUUCGCCGACCUGAGGCAGAAGUUGAAGGAAUCGUCCCUCUACGACCUCAAGGUCAAGGCCGUCCACGCGAAACACAAGAUCGGCAAGUGGCAGAACCUGGUCAACCCCAACCACCGUCACGACGAAGAACACGAAAAGGCGACCGACGAGAAGAGAAACAGAAUCGCCGAAGGCCAUCGUUUCCAGAGUUUCGCGCCCGAGCGAGACGGAAACAAGAUCAAGUGGUACAUUGAUGGCCGUGACUACUUCCACGCCGUCUCGGUCGCACUCGAAAGAGCAAAGGAAACAAUCUACAUCGAGGACUGGUGGCUGUCGCCCGAACUCUUCUUGCGCAGACCUCCCUUCACCACCCAAGACUGGCGUCUGGACCAUGUCCUGAAGCGUGCGGCCGAACGCGGUGUCCAGAUCUACAUCAUUGUAUACAAGGAGGUGAACCAAGCUCUUACCUGUAACUCGGCACAUACCAAGCGUGCUCUCCGUGCUCUUUGUCCCGAGGGCACUCCUGGCCAUGGCAACAUUCAUCUUAUGCGUCACCCGGAUCAUAAUGUCUUUGAGAACGCAGGAGAUAUGACCUUCUACUGGGCGCAUCACGAGAAGUUUAUCGUCAUCGACUUCGACCUGGCCUUUAUCGGAGGUCUGGAUCUUUGCUUUGGUCGUUGGGAUCAGAUGCAACACCCAUUGGCCGAUGCUCACCCCGCCGGUGUCGAGAACGAGGUCUUCCCUGGACAGGAUUUCAACAACAAUCGCAUCAUGGAUUUCCAGGACGUCAAGGAUUGGAAGAGUAACGAGUUGAGCAAGGCUGAUUACGGUCGCAUGCCAUGGCACGAUGUGGCUAUGGGUGUCAUCGGACCUUGUGUCUACGACAUCGCCGAGCACUUCCAAUUGCGUUGGAACUUUGUCAAGCGUGACAAGUACAAGCGUGACGAGCGUUUCGAUUGGCUUACUCUCGAGGGCCGUGAAGGUGAAGACGAGGAUCUGAUUGCAGUCCAAAGGCCUAAGCAUCCUGUUGGAGAGUACAUUCACCACCCCAUCUCACCCAUGAAUGUCAAGACUGGUAGACCGGACCCGAGCAACGUCCAAGGUACCGUCCAUGCGCAGCUCGUGCGAAGCAGCGCCGAUUGGUCGAGCGGUAUCUUGACCGAGCACAGUAUCCAAAACGCAUACUGUGAGAUCAUCAGGAACGCUCAGCACCUUGUUUACAUCGAGAAUCAGUUCUUCAUCACCUCGACUGGACAAGAGCAAUCACCGAUUCACAAUCAGAUUGGUAGAGCCAUCGUUGAUGCUUGUGUCAGAGCAGGUAAGGAAGGCCGCAAGUUCAGAGUCAUCAUUGUCAUUCCCGCCAUUCCCGGGUUCGCUGGUGACUUGAGAGACAAUGCUGCUGCUGGAACUAGAGCAAUUAUGGACUAUCAAUACAAGUCUAUCAACAGGGGUGAACACUCCAUCUUUGGCCAAAUCAGGAAAGAAGGCAUCGACCCUGAGAAUCAUGUCUUCGUCUUCAACCUUCGUUCCUACGAUCGUCUCAACAAGACGCCGGCGAUGAAGAAGAUGGAAGAGGAAUCUGGUGUCACUUACCAAGAGGUGCAACGUGCUCAGGCUGAAGAAAUCAUGUCUUCGGGUGUGCAUGGUGGUGCCGAGUCAUCUUCGUCAGAUGAGGGCGAGUCUGAGGACGACGAGAAGGAACACUUCUCGAGCCGCAAGAAGAAGUUCGAGGCCCGUAGAGCGGCCGCUGGACUCAAGAAUGAUCAAGUCAUCAGUGAGGACAGUGUGGCUAAGAACGCUAUGUUGGGCGAGAAGAAAGUCAGCGAGGAGCAGUGGGAUGAGAAUGACUACGAACAGGAGAAGGAGAAUUGGGUCCAGGAAGAGCUCUAUGUCCAUGGAAAGACAUGUAUCGUGGAUGACAGGAUUGCUAUCUGUGGAAGCAGUAACAUCAACGAUCGUUCUCAACUAGGAAACCACGAUUCGGAACUCACCAUCAUCAUGGAGGACACCAAUGCACUUCCUUCGAUCAUGGACGGUCGUGAAUACCAAGCUGGACAUCACGCAGCAACUCUUCGUCGCAUGCUCUGGCGCGAACACUUGGGCUUGUUGCCAGCUCAACCCCUGGACGCGAGCGAGGACCCCAACGCUCAACCUCCGGAUGUCUGUCCCAACCACUGGCACGAGGGAGAUGAGUGGGAUAAACUUGUGACAGAUCCUCUUUCCGAUGAUGUCUGGAACCUGUGGACUCAACAAGCGACAACCAACACCGAUGUCUUCCGUCACCUGUUCCAUGCGGAUCCCGAUGACAACAUCCGCACAUUCGACGAUUACCAGAACUUCCUUCCUAGAAACGACACAAAGCAAGGUCAUCUUUACAACAAGUUCAUGCCCGAUGAUGAAGUAAAACGCGCCCUCGACAAGAUCAGAGGACAUCUUGUCUGGAUGCCGCUACACUUCCUAGAGAAUGCAGAGAUGGCCGAGAAGGGUCUCGCAGUCAACUACUACACCGAGAGUAUCUACACUUAG
Aureobasidium namibiae CBS 147.97 is the source of this 2607-nucleotide messenger RNA. RefSeq names its product phospholipase D/nuclease. Gene Ontology annotation, biological process: phosphatidic acid biosynthetic process; intracellular signal transduction; cell motility. The transcript has 7 exons. The record is from RefSeq and is a predicted model, not a curated record. NCBI's taxonomy places the organism in Eukaryota, Fungi, Ascomycota, Dothideomycetes, Dothideales, Saccotheciaceae. The coding region runs from base 1 to 2607 and encodes 868 amino acids. Gene Ontology annotation, molecular function: D-type glycerophospholipase activity.